AUGGCAAAAUUACGCCAGCAGUCUCCUGGCUUGCCUUCAGAUCCGAUGUCGCUAGACCCUAGUGUCAGUGAAGAUGCCGCCUAUAGUUCCUCAAAAGACGAAAUUAUGCCUGAGGAUACGACUCAAGAGGGUAUAGCGUUAGAUGUCUACGAACAUCAGGAGGAAAAAGACCAGCUAGCCUUGGCACCCAGCUCAUCUCUGCCCCCAAGCUCCAGCCCCGCCCCAAUAUUCUCCUCAUCGCCUCUCAAAAGCUCGCAAUCAUCUGUUGCAAACGACGAAUGUGUGGAUAGCGAGAAAAUGCAUGAUGCGGAGGACGGAAUGUCAGCGGAGCUCAUGAGUGCCAGCACUGCCAGUGGAAAAGAGCAACAGAUCAGGGCAUCCUCAGUGGAAGCGCAUAGUCCACGCCCACAUCGCCUUGCAGAAGAAGAGAUGUCCGUCGUUGCUUCGGAAGCUCAUUCCGCGCAGAAGCGGAAACGUGAAGAGUCCAACGAAAGGACUAAGAAAGAAGGACUCUAUCAGAAAUUAUCUACCCCGUUCCGUACUCCACAGAGAGUAGUCGCACCCGAGGCCGUCUCCGUAGACAUUUCCCAGCGCAUUUAUCCAAAGGCCACUUCUCAGGAAAAUCAGAGUCGUAACAAAGCUGGAGCAUCGACACCGACUUCUACCCGAAUCAAGUCCACGGCCUUAGAAACACCACUAAAACAGAAGCACAGAACGGCAAAAGCAGCGUCGCAGUUCAAGUCCCCUCUCGCCCAAGCUACCUCAUCGUCUCCUCAGCCAUCGCACGUAAGGUUGACACCUUCCAUCCAAAUGUUGGAGCGCAAGGUGCAGUUGCUGCGGCGCGCAGUGAAACUAGAACAAGAUAGCGAAGCAACCCUUCUAAAGGAACUGACCACAAAGUGGGCUGAAGCCGGCAGAGAAGUUGCAUGGGAGGUAUGGGCCCUGGUCAAAGAUUCGCGGCAAGAAAGAGGAAACCAAGCUACGCCAAUGAAGUGGGACUGGGAUGAAGAUAAGCCCAAAAGCCAAAACUGGGGUUGGUCAUCGGAAGACAACGAGUCUCACGCAGAGCACGCGGAGCACGCAGAGCCCAGUACGCCAAAAGUUCAAGAAGAAAGCGAAGAAGACCGCGGUCGAGAUUCCUUGGGCAUUAUGCUGCGUGAGUUUGGGAUCGAUCCAGAUACCCUCGGAUGGGACGACCAAGAGGAAACAUUUGUCGAUUGA
Coniophora puteana RWD-64-598 SS2 is the source of this 1221-nucleotide messenger RNA. RefSeq lists its product as uncharacterized. The transcript is spliced from 3 exons. The record is from RefSeq and is a predicted model, not a curated record. NCBI's taxonomy places the organism in Eukaryota, Fungi, Basidiomycota, Agaricomycetes, Boletales, Coniophoraceae. The coding region runs from base 1 to 1221 and encodes 406 amino acids.